Messenger RNA from Meloidogyne enterolobii, 594 nucleotides. Lineage: Eukaryota; Metazoa; Nematoda; Chromadorea; Rhabditida; Meloidogynidae. The record is from the annotation of a GenBank genome assembly.
AUGGCUGUAAUUAAUUUUCCUUUUAUUUUUUUUCUUAAUUUUCUAGCUUGGGCAGCUUUUUAUUGUCAAUCAACUAAUCAAGAAGUAAUGGAUUCUUCAGAAAUGAUUUUAAAUAAUGAGAGAAUAUUUCCACCAGAAUUUUAUCAAGUUAAAAGAACAUGGUGGUCUUUUAAUCGAAUAUUUCAUUGUUGUUGUUGUCGAAAUAGAGGACAAGAAGAUCCUUUAGAUAUUUAUGAAAAAGAAUAUAAUUUAAAUAAAGCGGCAAUUGAUUUUGCUAUUCCACAAACAACAACGCAAUCCUCUUUUAAUAAUAAACAUUCUUCCUUACAUCCAUGCCGAUCUUCCCCAUUACCAAUUGUCGCUAUAGAAAGGCCUAAUCAUUUAGUUUUAACAUUAGAAAGACCUCCAACACCUCGACCAGAAAGUUUUAGAAGAAAUUCUGCACAAGCGGCUUAUCGUCUAUGGUUACAACAAAAGUUUGAAAAACAAUUUGCUCAAGAAUUGAGUGAAAGUAGAGAUGGAAAUCAUGUCCAAUUAUUGGUAGAAGAACCAGAACUUUUGGCUGAACAUUUUUUACCAGGAAAAUACUUAUAA